GAUUAUCUCGACAUGCGUAACUACCCGGACGAAGGGGGUUCGGAGAAGUGCAACUGCAUCAGAUGGAUCCAGUGAAUCCUCCGAGCUGUGUGUACAUUAGAUUGCGUUUGAGGACAUGUGGCUUGUUUUGAGCUGCUAAGGAGAAGGUGACGGCGUGGUGUUGAUUCAGAAAUAAUGUCUGAAGCUGCUGUAGAGGAGGUUUCCGUUCUCUCGUCCAUUUACUGUGGAAAAGGGGAGUUCCGGCUCAUCCAGCAGUCUGCUCGGGAUGGGCUCCUGGUCCAGAUCAACAGCACUGUUGGAGUGGAAAGGAGGCUGAACUUGAGUCUGUUGUUCCAUCUGCACCCCCGUUACCCUUCCUGCCCCCCCGACAUCUCUGUCUCUUCCACUGGUCUCUCUAGGACACGAUGUCACAUCAUCAGACAGAAGCUGCUGGAUCAAGCUGCAGCCUUGCCACCAGAACCAAUGGUUCAUCAGCUUAUAGAGGGGUUACAGCAGUGUGUGGAGGUGACAGAGGACUGCAGAGGAGGUGAGGAGGAGAUGAAAGAGCAAGAAAGAGAGGAGAAGUGGACUGCAGUGUUGUUGUUGGACCACAUCCGAUCUAAAAAUCGUUACAUCGGACUGCUGGAGCGCUGGACCCAGCAGCUGCAGCUGACAGGGAGGUUAUUACUUGGACAAAGUAUACUGGUUAUUCUGCAGGGAGCCAGACCGGACAUCAAGGUACUAACCCACGUUUAACACUGCAUCACACAA
Molecule: messenger RNA, 750 nt
Organism: Xiphias gladius (swordfish)
Lineage: Eukaryota; Metazoa; Chordata; Actinopteri; Istiophoriformes; Xiphiidae
Gene: rwdd3
Product: RWD domain containing 3
Exons: 3
Coding region: 175-735 (186 amino acids)
Biological process (GO): positive regulation of protein sumoylation; positive regulation of hypoxia-inducible factor-1alpha signaling pathway
Molecular function (GO): protein binding
Source: RefSeq, a predicted model, not a curated record